Molecule: messenger RNA, 456 nt
Organism: Perkinsus marinus ATCC 50983
Lineage: Eukaryota; Perkinsozoa; Perkinsida; Perkinsidae
Exons: 1
Biological process (GO): protein folding
Cellular component (GO): Golgi membrane
Molecular function (GO): flavin-dependent sulfhydryl oxidase activity; protein disulfide isomerase activity
Source: RefSeq, a predicted model, not a curated record
CUCCUUCAUCACCUUACCUUGGGGGUUGAUCGACCGUAUAAUGGGCAGAAGCACCAGAAUGAUCUGACUGGGGAUCGUACCGGUCUAGCUGCUAUGACGGGGAUUAAAGCCAUCGUAUCGCAGUACUUUGCAUGUGAGGAGUGUAGGAGGCAUUUUGUCGAGGACUAUGAUAAGUGUCUGUACGGUCGCUGUGUGGAUGGUGAUUCGCCCACGAGGGAGGAGACUGUGAUGUGGUUGUGGAGAUUCCAUAACGCCGUCAAUGGUCGGGUGUUCGCCCACCGAAGUCCUGGGGGGGAUGUCAGGAAGGCUCAGUGGCCGCCAGCCUCUACAUGUCCACCAUGCGUAUCAUCGGCGACAGGAGAAUACUCUGGGAAGAUCGUUUAUCAUUGGAUUGUGCGAACAUACCUUGGGGAUAUGCUCAAGGGUGAGACGCCUUUCACUAUGGCAACAUCACCG